Penaeus monodon (black tiger shrimp) is the source of this 1941-nucleotide messenger RNA. It is a transcript of the gene Sf3b3, whose product is annotated as splicing factor 3B subunit 3-like. Lineage: Eukaryota; Metazoa; Arthropoda; Malacostraca; Decapoda; Penaeidae. Gene Ontology annotation, molecular function: protein binding; U2 snRNA binding. Gene Ontology annotation, cellular component: U2 snRNP; nucleus. The coding region runs from base 160 to 1626 and encodes 488 amino acids. Gene Ontology annotation, biological process: mRNA splicing, via spliceosome. The transcript is spliced from 12 exons. The record is from RefSeq and is a predicted model, not a curated record.
UGAAAAGCGAUUGACGCUAAAGUUUAAAGUUUACUUUUAUCGCUAAUCAUCUGAAAUUAAGUAAUAUAAUAUCACUAGUGAAAAAGGCCUUUAUAGGGGUAAGGCUCGCAACCUUUUAAAUUGACAAGAUUGUACAGCAUUCACAUCUUGAUAUACAAGAUGUAUUUGUACAACCUGACCCUACAGCGUGCAUCAGGCAUCACCCAUGCCGUUCAUGGUAAUUUUUCUGGGACACGCACACAGGAACUAGUGGUGUCUCGAGGAAGAUCAUUGGAACUUUUGAGACCUGAUCCGAAUACUGGGAAGGUGCACACCAUUUUAACAACAGACAUAUUUGGUGUUAUUCGUUCAUUGAUGGCAUUCAGAUUGACUGGUGGAAAUAAAGAUUAUGUUGUGGUAGGAUCUGACUCUGGCAGAAUCACCAUUCUAGAAUAUAGUCAGGCUAAAAACCAGUUUGAGCGCAUCCACAUGGAAACAUUUGGUAAAAGUGGUUGCAGACGCAUUGUACCUGGCCAGUAUCUUGCAAUUGACCCAAAGGGCAGGGCAGUAAUGAUUGGUGCUGUUGAAAAGCAGAAAUUGGUGUACAUUCUCAACCGUGAUGCAGCAGCAAGACUGACAAUCUCCUCUCCAUUGGAAGCACACAAAAGCAACACACUUGUAUAUCACAUGGUAGGAGUGGAUGUUGGUUUUGAAAAUCCACUCUUUGCCUGUCUGGAGAUUGAUUAUGAGGAAGCAGACACUGACCCUACAGGAGAAGCUGUACACAGAACUCAGCAAACUCUAACAUUUUAUGAACUGGAUCUAGGACUCAACCAUGUGGUCAGGAAGUACCAUGAGCCCCUUGAAGAACAUGCGAACUUCCUCAUAUCAGUACCAGGUGGUAAUGAUGGACCAUCUGGUGUCUUAGUUUGUUCAGAAAACUACUUAACCUACAAGAAUCUGGGAGAUCAACCUGACAUCAGAUGUCCCAUUCCCAGGAGAAGAAAUGAUCUUGAUGAUCCAGAGCGAGGAAUGAUCUUCAUUUGCGCAGCCACUCAUAAGACACGCUCGAUGUUCUUCUUCUUGGCACAGACAGAGCAAGGAGACAUCUUCAAGAUAACAUUGGAAACAGAUGAAGAUGUUGUGACAGAGAUCAAGUUGAAGUACUUUGACACAGUACCACCUGCAACGGCAAUGUGUGUUCUCAAGACUGGGUUUCUUUUUGUUGCCUCAGAAUUUGGAAAUCACUAUCUGUACCAGAUUGCUCAUUUGGGUGAUGAUGAUGAUGAACCAGAGUUCAGUUCAGCUAUGCCACUUGAAGAAGGAGAUACAUUCUUCUAUGCACCACGACAGUUGCAAAACCUUGUGCUUGUUGAUGAACUUGACUCACUUUCUCCUAUUAUGGCUUGUCAGAUUGCUGAUUUAGCAAAUGAAGAUACACCACAGCUGUAUACUGUGUGUGGCAGGGGCCCAAGGUCAUCACUUCGUGUACUGCGUCAUGGUCUGGAAAAUGAAUCGGUGAAGAUGCAAACCAUAAGUAAAGGAAUGACAAUUCACCAUUGUGAAGAAGUCAUUGGAAUGUUGAUAAGGACUUUGCCAGGCAAAACCAUUCAUAGUGUAAUGACAGUUUACCACCUUUGUAUAUAAUAAUGUCUAUUUAAAGAACAGUGUAUUUGAAGUGUCAUGUAUGCAUGUUGUUUUAGUAAUAAUUAAUGUGAAGACAGUGUAACCUGAAUUUUAUAUGAAACAGAAAAACUAUUUUUGUAUUUGCUUUAUUGAAGGAAGGCAUAAGAAGAGAAUUGGAAAUGUAGUGAAAGGAGAGGGUAGAAUUGUGAAAACAACAUCAAAUUUGUCAGUAAAAUUAACUUUAUUAUAUCAUUCCAUUCUAAAUUUAUAUUCUUAUAUAAUUGAAUGUGUUGAUAUUUUUUCCAUUUGUAAAUUUAAUAAACACUUAUUUCACAA